ACACCACGUCUAAUCUGACCCAGUUGACAAACCGCGAUAGCCACAUCCACUUAUACAUAUCAACUCCAACAGACGGUGUUUGACCGCGCUCUCAACUCUCUGUGUGUCGGCUGCUACGUAUAAAGACGCUCCCUAAAGACUGGCAGUUAAUGAUGGCAUAACGGUAUCAAGUAGUUCUUAAGAUACUGUCACCUCUAUGUACCAACCAUGUCUAGGCAUCCAGAGAGGUAUGAGUUGGAUCACCUUCGGCGUGAUGUGAAGACACGUUACCCACUUAUGUUUGUGUUAAUGUUGUGUUUAGGCGUACCUGUUUUUGGCAGCCAUCAGCUCCUGCGCCAGGGAGGUAGCCGAAUCACACCGGAUGGGGAGCGGAUGCCAGCCGGCGGGGUGCGGGGCGCAGAUGACACGCAGAUGGUCGGGACCGAGUUUGCUGCAUCAGCACCUGUGCUUGCAGUGGCUCCGGGGAUCGAGACAUUCGAAACGGCGAUGAAAGGCGGAAUGGCCGCUAGGUCAGAGGACGAACUCUCGAAAGACGAGACAGAGGAUCUCCGUCGUCUAGCUGAGGAUGGCGACACUGUUUCGGGGCACACGAAAUAUAAGAUGUCCUGCUUUGAUGAUGAUGGUCUGUACCAGCUGGACAUCUUAGGGGGUGCUCGAACAGGUGGUAGUGAUGGUCAACUAUCUGGUCAGCGGUGGUCAAGCCAAGGUCACUUAGAUCAUGGUCAUCGAGCUCCAAGACACGCUGGAGAAGUCAAGUUCAGAUCAAAAAAGGUCCAAUGGCUGAUAACUGAUCGUGAUGAUCGUCGUGAUCAUCAUCGUACUCGUCGUGCUGUUACCAAUGAUGACUACCGAAUUUGGCCUAAUGGAACCAUCCCAUAUACUAUUGAUGUCGAUUUCGACAAUGAGACCAAAGAUCUACUUUUAAAGAGUAUGAGACAUUGGAUGGAUCACACCUGUCUACAGUUUAUACCAAGGACCAAUCAAACUCACUAUGUUCGCUUUCUAUUUGGCGUUGGGUGUUGCUCCAGCGUUGGACGCCAAGGUGGGGCACAGAACGUCUCCUUGGGACAUGGCUGUAUGACCUUUGGCACCAUGAUACACGAGAUAGGACAUGUGAUCGGCUUCUGGCACGAGCAGAGUCGAACUGAUCGAGACGAUUACGUCACAGUAGUCAAAGAUAACAUCGUCGAGAUGGAUAAACAUAACUUCAACAAGUACGGUCAGAAAACAAUACACUCUUUGGGCCAGCCCUAUGACUAUGACUCCAUCAUGCACUAUGGCCGACAGUCAUUCACUACUAGUCUAGGCAAAGAUACCCUUAUACCCAAACAGGACCGGAAGAUCGGCCAAAGGGAAGGUCUUAGCGACGGUGAUAUACUACAGGCUAGAAUACUUUACAGAUGUCACAGUAAGCAAGAGUGCGGAGGGACGUUAUACGAUGGGAGGGGCUUUAUAUCCCCAUCCAGCUAUCCUCAUCCGGUGUCACCUAACAUCACGUGUGAUUGGUCAAUCGCUGCCCCUCGAGGCUCCGCCCUAAAGAUACAGUUUCUUGAUAUGGACCUCCCAUCGGAUGAUGACGGAAAAUGCGACGAUUCGUAUGUUGAGGUACGUGAAGGACAAGGCGAGCAAUCGCCGCUGAUUGGUCGAUUCUGUGGUGACGUCAAACCCAAUGUCAUUCUCAACGAUGGGGGCCUCCUUUGGUUGCGCUUUAAAUCUGGUCGUAAAAGGCAUCGUACAUUUUCAGGAUUCGCUGCACGAUACCAAUCGGUGGAAUUUAAGAGACAUCUAACGGCGACGCGAGGCAUCAUCAAGAGCAUGAACUACCCCCUCUCUUUUCCCCCCGACACGGACAGCAUGUGGCAGAUCAAAGUCAGGGAGGGGUUCAUCGUUCAACUCCGUCUCAACGAACUCUUGAUACCUCACAUCAAAACCACCGGUUGCCAUGGCGAUUAUUUGAAGCUAAUCGACGGGGCAGACAGCGGAUCGAAACUCAUCACGAAGCUCUGUCGGUCUCAGAAGAAAGUGGGCGUGGUGUCAUCCGGCCCCUCCCUACGGAUUGAGCUGCACUCGGCCGGAAUGGGGAAGAAGUUCCACGGUGACGUAACCAGGUUUUUGGCCAAGUACCUUGCCAGAGAUUUGAACGAAUGCCGUAAGAACAACGGAGGUUGUGAGCAAGCCUGUAUGAAUCUGGUUGGUCACUACGUAUGUGGAUGUAGGCAUGGUUAUAGCAUGGCCGACGAUUAUCAUCAUUGUACAGAUAUUGACGAAUGUGCUUCUGAAAACGGGCGAUGCUCUCAUAAGUGUGUGAACUUAAUAGGCAGCUACCGAUGUGAAUGUCCGACUGGUUUACAGAUCUCAUCCUAUAAUAACACACAUUGUGAAGAUGUGAAUGAAUGUGAUUCCCCUCACCUUGACAUCUGUGAGCAUCACUGCCAUAACACCUAUGGGGACUUCGCUUGCUCCUGUCAACCUGGAUUCAUCCUGAGCAUGGAUGGGAUGAGCUGUGAAUUGAUACCGGGUUGCGGAGGAUUCAUGCAUGGCGUAGAGGGCGUCAUAACACAACCUUACAUUCCUACCAACAACACCAACUCUAUUGCCUGCUUCUGGUUCAUUGAUGUAUUGGAUCACCUCAGACUCUCCCUCAGCCUAGACUCAUUCAAUGGGUCAAGCAACAGUUCGUGUGCAGACUAUAUCCUUAUACGUGGUGAAGAGGGUCAUUCUGAACAAUAUCCUCGAGUAUGUAGUAAUAACAGCUGGGGACGCACCUACAAUAUGACCUCCAGUAGAGCUUGGGUUCAUUACCACUCCGAAUGGCCACAUGAGGGUACCUUUCUAAUUGAAUAUACUACAAUGACUAUAAGUGAUUCUGAUGACUCCAUACUCAAAUGUGGCGGACCUUUAAAUGAAACUGGAGUCAUUGAGACCCCUGGCUUCCCCGAUAGUUACCCGAGCAAGGUAGAAUGCACAUGGACCAUCUCCAACGUCAGUACUGUUGCCUUUCAUUACGAGAAGUUUGAUGUCGAAUACGAAUCGAGCUGCCUGUUCGACUACCUUGAGAUCCGUGAUGGUCCUGAAAGCGAUGUCAACUCGACGCAUAUAGGAAGGUUCUGCGGCGCUGAUCCACCACCGAACGAGCUGAAGCUCAACACGGGGGAACUCGGGCUGGUAUUCAGGUCUGACGCUACUGUGCAAGGAAGGGGCUUCCGUGCUGUCUAUGAAGUUCAAUUCAAUUGAAUUCGCAAAUCAUGGGGUGUAUCACAAAUAUCUAAGUGUGCAUGUAUAAAAAUCUUAUUUAGAGGGAUGG
Molecule: messenger RNA, 3304 nt
Organism: Lytechinus variegatus (green sea urchin)
Lineage: Eukaryota; Metazoa; Echinodermata; Echinoidea; Temnopleuroida; Toxopneustidae
Product: dorsal-ventral patterning tolloid-like protein 1
Exons: 16
Coding region: 208-3234 (1008 amino acids)
Biological process (GO): proteolysis
Molecular function (GO): metalloendopeptidase activity; serine-type endopeptidase activity; calcium ion binding
Source: RefSeq, a predicted model, not a curated record